Lotus japonicus is the source of this 1542-nucleotide messenger RNA. RefSeq lists its product as uncharacterized. NCBI's taxonomy places the organism in Eukaryota, Viridiplantae, Streptophyta, Magnoliopsida, Fabales, Fabaceae. Bases 1 to 1542 code for a protein of 513 amino acids. The transcript has 2 exons. The record is from RefSeq and is a predicted model, not a curated record.
AUGAGGCGCAGCACAAGAUUGAGCAGAGAAAAAACAAAAAAAACAGUCUAUUUGCCCCCACUUUCCGGUGAGAGUGAGAUUGUUGAUCCGGAAAAGAGGAAGGUAUCAUUUAUAGAAAAGGGCUUCAAUACUCAAGCUAGGGAAACACUUGACAAUGAGAUAGCUAGAAUGUUUUAUUCUUUUGGGUCGCCAUUUCAUCUUGCAAGAAAUCCGCAUUAUAGGAAUGCAUUUUCUUAUGCUUGCAAUAAUUCUAUUAGUGGAUAUCAACCUCCCGGUUAUAACAAGUUGAGAACUACUUUGUUAAUGAAUGAAAGAAGUCAUGUAGAGAGGCUAUUGGUGCCAAUCAAGAGUACUUGGAGCGAAAAAGGAGUCAUAAUUGUUAGCGAUGGGUGGAGUGAUCCUCAAAGGAGACCUCUUAUUAAUUUCAUGGCGGUCACAGAGGAUGGACCUAUGUUUUUAAAAGCUGUAGAUUGUUCCAAUGUUACAAAGGACAAGGAAUUCAUUGCCAAACACUUGAAUGAUGUUAUAAUGGAGGUUGGCCCCUCUAAUGUGGUGCAAGUGGUGACUGAUAAUGCACCGGUUUGCAAGGCGGCAGGUUUAAUUGUUGAGAAUGAAUUUCCAACAAUUUAUUGGACUCCUUGUGUGGUGCAUACCCUCAAUCUUGCUUUGAAGAAUAUUUGUGCUGCGAAGAAUACUGAGAAGAACUUUGUUGUGUAUGAUGAAUGUUCUUGGAUCACAAUAAUUGAUGAAGAUGCUAUGUUAAUUGAGAACUUCAUUGUGUGUCACUCUAUGAGGUUAUCUAUUUUUAACUCUUUCAAUUCUUUGAAGAUGCUCUCCAUUGCUCCUACAAGAUUUGCUUCCACUAUAGUGAUGCUCAAGAGGUUUAAGCAGAUAAAGAAAGGGCUUCAAGAGAUGGUCAUUAGUGAGGAAUGGUCUACCUACAAGGAUGAUGAUCUUCUAAAGGCCAAAUUUGUGAAGGAAACUUUGUUGGAUGAUCUUUGGUGGGACAAAGUGGAUUACAUUCUUUCUUUCACAAGCCCUAUCUAUGAUGUUUUAAGAAGAAUGGACACGGAUGCUUCAACUCUUCACACAGUAUAUGAAAUGUGGGAUUCUAUGAUUGAAAAUGUGAAAAAGCUCAUAUACAAGUAUGAAAGAAAGAUGGACUUCGAGCACUCUCCAUUUUAUGAGGUAGUUCAUGGCAUAUUAGUUGAUCGUUGGACAAAGAGUAGCACACCUCUUCAUUGUUUAGCUCACUCAUUGAACCCAAGAUAUUAUAGUGCUGCAUGGCUUGCUGAAGAUUCGAGUAGAGUUCGUCCACAUCUAGAUCUGGAAAUUACCCGUGAAAGGACCAAAUGCUUCAAAAGAUUUUUUCCGGAUCCGGAAGAGGGGAGAAAAGUGAAUGUAGAGUUUGCUAACUUUGCGGGUGGAAGAGAAGGAUUUGCUGACAUUGACAGUUUGGGUGAUAUGGGAAAUAUUGGUGCUAAGGAGUGGUGGAUUAUUCAUGGUAUUAAUGCUCCAACACUUUCAACCCCUUGCCCUUAA